UCUACCAUUGUAGUGCAAUGGAGGGAUGGGGUGAGAAGAGGGCCCAGUGCUGUAAUCGAAUCCCAAGCCUGGCCUCCGCCGCUAACGUCACAGACGAGCAACAGUGCGUCACCACAUUCCUCCCAUGACGUCCGCGCGUGAAGGCAAGAACUGGCCCACCGGGGAAGGCAGAAGUCUUAAAGAAGAGAUCUUCCUUUCUCGUCCUUUUUAUUUGGAAGGAAAAAAAAGCCUUAUUUAUUAUCAUUUCCCCACUGUUGGCAUGGCAACACAGGCGUAUGUUACUGAGCUACAGGCAGCUCCACAACCAUCCCAGCCGCCACAGGCCCCACAACAGGCCCAGCCCCAGCUGACACCACCACCACCAGCGGCGCCCCAGCCUCCCCAGCCACCCACCGCUACCACCCCCCAGCCCCAGUAUGUCACGGAGCUCCAGAGUCCCCAGCCCCAGGCACAGCCACCGGGUGGCCAGAAGCAGUAUGUGACGGAGCUCCCAGCCGCCCCAACGCCAUCACAGCCAGCCGGUGCGCCCACCCCAACCCCAGUGUCCCAGCAGUACAUUGUGGUCACCGUCUCCGAAGGCACCAUGCGGGCCAGUGAGACCGUGUCGGAGGCCAGUCCAGGCUCCACGGCCAGCCAGACCGGAGUCCCCACUCAGGUGGUUCAACAAGUACAGGGCGCCCAACAGGGCCUCUCUGGGGAAGCCGGCGUGGCUCAGGCGCUUACUCUGCCCCCGCAGCGACUGCUGGUCCAGACAAGUGUGCAGGCCAAGCCAGGCCAUGUGUCACCUCUUCAGCUCACCAACAUCCCUGUGCCCCAGCAGGCUCUUCCCACACAGAGGCUGGUGGUGCAGAGCGCUGCCCCCAGCAGCAAAGGCAGCCAAGUCUCCCUGACGGUGCAUUCACCCCCCGAGCGGUCACCAGUGCAGACCAACAACUCCAGCAAGACAGCCGGGCCCCCCACAGGCACGGUGCCACAGCAGCUGCAGGUCCAUGGUGUCCAGCAGAGUGUGCCCGUCACCCAAGAGAGGACAGUGGUCCAGGCUACUCCCCAAGCACCCAAAGCCGGCCCUGUGCAGCAGCUCACAGUGCAGGGGCUUCAGCCUGUCCAUGUGGCCCAAGAGGUGCAACAGCUCCAGCAGGUGCCUGUGCCACACGUAUACUCCAGCCAAGUGCAGUAUGUGGAGGGUGGUGAUGCCAGCUACACAGCCAACGCCAUCCGCUCCAGCACCUACCCCUAUCCAGAGACACCGCUAUACACGCAGACAGCGGGUACCAGCUACUAUGAGGCUGCGGGCACAGCUGCCCAGGUCAGCACUCCUGCCACUUCCCAGGCGGUGGCCAGCAGCGGCUCUGUGCCCAUGUACGUGUCUGGCAGCCAGGUCGUCGCCAGCUCCACCAGCAGCGGUGGAGGGACCAGCAACAGCAGCAGUGGCGGAGGCAGUGGCGGUGGGGGAGGCAGUGGUGGGGGCAGUAGUGGCGGUGGCAACAACAGCAGUAGCACUGCAGCUGGCACCUACGUGAUCCAAGGUGGCUACAUGCUGGGCAGUGCCAGCCAGUCCUACUCCCACACCACCCGUGCCUCACCAGCCACCGUCCAGUGGCUUCUGGAUAACUAUGAGACAGCUGAGGGCGUGAGCCUGCCAAGGAGCACUCUCUACUGCCACUAUUUGCUGCACUGCCAGGAGCAGAAACUGGAGCCUGUCAAUGCUGCCUCCUUCGGCAAGCUCAUCCGCUCCGUCUUCAUGGGCCUGCGUACCCGACGUCUCGGCACCAGGGGCAACUCCAAGUACCAUUACUACGGCCUGCGCAUCAAGGCUAGCUCACCCCUGCUACGACUAAUGGAGGACCAGCAACACAUGGCCAUGCGGGGCCAGCCCUUCUCACAGAAGCAGAGGCUCAAACCGAUCCAGAAAAUGGAGGGCAUGACCAAUGGUGUGGCUGUGGGGCCACAGCAGGCCACUGGACUUUCGGACAUCAGUGCCCAGGUCCAGCAGUACCAGCAGUUCCUGGAUGCCUCCAGGAGCCUCCCUGAUUUCUCAGAGCUCGACCUCCAGGGCAAGGUACUGCCUGAGGGCGUGGGGCCCGGGGACAUCAAGGCCUUCCAGGUCCUGUACCGGGAACACUGUGAGGCCAUCAUUGACGUCAUGGUGAACCUACAGUUCACCCUGGUGGAGACCCUGUGGAAAACCUUCUGGAGGUACAACCUCAGCCAGCCCAGUGAGGCGCCACCGAUGGCUGUGCAUGAUGAGGCAGAGAAGCGGCUGCCCAAGGCCAGUCUGGUGCUGCUCUCCAAGUUUGAACCUGUGCUGCAAUGGACCAAGCACUGUGACAACGUGCUGUACCAGGGCCUGGUGGAGAUCCUCAUCCCUGACGUGCUACGGCCCAUCCCCAGUGCCUUGACUCAAGCAAUUCGAAACUUUGCCAAGAGCCUAGAGAGCUGGCUCACCCACGCCAUGGUCAAUAUCCCCGAGGAGAUGCUUCGGGUGAAGGUGGCUGCGGCUGGCGCCUUUGCGCAGACACUGCGGCGAUACACAUCGCUCAACCACCUGGCGCAAGCUGCGCGUGCUGUGCUUCAGAACACUGCACAAAUAAACCAGAUGCUGAGCGACCUUAACCGCGUGGACUUUGCCAACGUGCAGGAGCAGGCCUCGUGGGUGUGCCGUUGCGAGGAUCGUGUGGUGCAACGGCUGGAGCAGGACUUCAAGGUGACGCUGCAGCAGCAGAACUCACUGGAGCAGUGGGCGGCCUGGCUGGACGGCGUUGUGAGCCAGGUGCUCAAGCCCUAUCAGGGUAGUGCCGGCUUCCCCAAGGCUGCCAAGCUCUUCCUGCUCAAGUGGUCCUUCUACAGCUCUAUGGUGAUCCGGGACCUGACCCUUCGCAGCGCUGCCAGCUUCGGCUCCUUCCACCUCAUACGGUUGCUCUACGAUGAGUACAUGUACUAUCUGAUUGAGCACCGGGUGGCCCAGGCCAAGGGCGAAACCCCCAUCGCUGUCAUGGGCGAGUUUGCAAACCUGGCCACCUCACUGAACACUCUGGAUCCGGACAAAGGGCCUGGUCCUUGUGCCCCAGACGAGGAGGAGGAAGAGGAGGAGGAGAGCGAGGAUGAGCUGCCACAGGACAUUUCGCUGGCGGCUGGUGGAGAGUCACCUGCGCUGGGCUCCGAGGCCUUAGAGCCACCGGCCAAACUGGCACGGACUGAUGCGCGCGGUCUCUUCGUGCAGGCUUUGCCCUCCAGCUAAGCCCAUGACCGUCCCCAUCCCACUUGCCUCCCCGCCCCCAUCCCCCCGCUGCCCCUCUACGCAGGGUCCCUCACAGCUUCUAUGACUUCACUGUCACCGCUCCAGCCUAGCAGGGGAGGAAGGGGCUUUGGAGACAGGGAAGGCAGGGGGGGUCCCUCUCCUGUGGGGCCAGCACAAUCAGGGCCGGGCGGAGCCGCAGCUGCAAACUGACACAAAAGACGUGCCUUAAGGAACCCGCCGCUGUGCCCAGGUGCCCCUUGUGGCAGCCCGCUAGGCCCCUUGGCCCAAAGGCCGCAGCAUCUCCUUCCCCUAGCUCCGCCCUCCCACCACCCCAGGGGCAGGCAGGCAGGCCCCCUCCCCUGCAGAACUGUUAACUUAUUCAGCUCGCUGGCUUUGCACAGCCUGUCCUAGGCCCAGCCCUGAGCCCCGGGUGGGCACAGGUGGGUAUCACCUGGGGACUCCCCACUGUCAGCAGCAACCCCAGGACCUUCUCCCCCAACAAUCCACCGCUUCCCCCUCCUUGGUAUAAGUGCAAUUAAAGCCGUGGGUGUUGAUUCUUCUCCAGAGCUGGGUCCUCCCUUGCCCCGCAGCCCUACAGGGGGGCACUGCCUGGCCUGGCUGGGGGGAGGGUGGCAGGGGUACUGUGUCCAGCUUCCAAAGAGCAGCAGGCUGGGCCAGGCAGGAGAGCCUGGAGGGGCCUGCUGCAGACAGUGGGGCAGGAAAUGCUGCACUGGCACUGCCAGGGCUGGGUGCUCCGCUCCCUCAUAUCCAAGAUCCCAAUCCCCCUGGCCCUCCCUGCCGCCAGUUUGUAAUGGAACCUCUGUGCUCCUACUCUUUGUGGAGACAGACUGUGCUUCUCCUUUCUCUCCUCUGUGCUGUGUGACAUCCCCCCACCCCCUACAACUAUUGUGCGAUUUGUGAGCGCUGCCUAAGCGGAGUUGGUAACUUGUUGGUUUUUUUCCAACCAUCAUGGCCUUAUCUGUUCCGGUUUUCUCAGUGUUUUCAACCUGUGAGAUAGAUGUUUAUGGCAAAAACAAAACAAAACAAAAAAAAACAAAAAUCUGACCUAUUGUAUAAAAAUCACUAUUUUGUGUGCUCCGCGUGCUACAGCUUUUGGGGUGGUCCACCCACUCCCAUUCACAUGGCCUCAGGGCCUCCCCUCUCCUUGCAGUGAAAGGUGCAAGUGUCCAAGCGUGUGGUAGUCUAGUGUGCUGAGCUGUUUUCUACCUUUUUGUAGUCUUUCUUAAAACACAAUAAAUUCCGCUGUGAUAUUUGGCUAUUGCUGAAUUGCUGGCCUUGGUGGGGGUCUGAGGCUUGAGGGCUCCAGCAGCAACAAGGGGACCACAGUCAGGUUCAGAAAU
Messenger RNA from Talpa occidentalis (Iberian mole), 4599 nucleotides. It is a transcript of the gene RFX1, whose product is annotated as regulatory factor X1. The record is from RefSeq and is a predicted model, not a curated record. Gene Ontology annotation, biological process: regulation of transcription by RNA polymerase II. The coding region runs from base 125 to 3238 and encodes 1037 amino acids. Gene Ontology annotation, cellular component: nucleus. The transcript has 21 exons. NCBI's taxonomy places the organism in Eukaryota, Metazoa, Chordata, Mammalia, Eulipotyphla, Talpidae. Gene Ontology annotation, molecular function: DNA-binding transcription factor activity, RNA polymerase II-specific; RNA polymerase II cis-regulatory region sequence-specific DNA binding.